This is a messenger RNA of Pyrus x bretschneideri (Chinese white pear), 1796 nucleotides long. RefSeq names its product MLO-like protein 6. The record is from RefSeq and is a predicted model, not a curated record. The transcript has 13 exons. Gene Ontology annotation, biological process: defense response. Gene Ontology annotation, cellular component: membrane. Bases 70 to 1593 code for a protein of 507 amino acids. NCBI's taxonomy places the organism in Eukaryota, Viridiplantae, Streptophyta, Magnoliopsida, Rosales, Rosaceae.
UUUACAUUUAGCUAGCUUAAUAAGCAUAUAUUAGGUUUUCAGAGAGACAGAGAGCGAAGAGAGAGAGCGAUGGCUGGAGACAACGAAGCUGCAAGCACACUUGAAGCUACGCCAACAUGGGCUGUAGCCACCGUUGUCUUUGUGUUGAUAGUGGUCUCCACAAUUAUAGAGUAUUUGCUUCAUCUUUCACACAAGUAUUUUCAUAGGUUGAAAAGGAAGGCUCUCAUUCAGGCUCUUGAUAAGAUCAAAUCAGAAUUGAUGCUGCUAGGGUUCAUAUCGUUGCUACUAACCGUUGGUCAAAAGCCAAUUGCAAAUAUCUGCAUCUCUAAAAGCUUGGGUGAUUCUUUUCUUCCUUGCAAGAGCUCCACCCACAGUGAUGCCGAAGAGGAAACCAAAUGCUCUAACCAGGGAAAAGUUUCUUUGAUGUCCAGGGAGGGCGCGAAUGAACUCCAAUACUUAAUUUUUGUGCUUGCUGCGUUCCACGUUUCGUCUUGUGUCCUCACCUUCGCUCUUGGUAUGGCCAAGAUGAAAAGGUGGGAGCUUUGGGAGGCAGAAACCAGAACAUUGGAGUAUCAAUUUACUCACGAUCCACGAAGGUUUCAGCUCGCACAUCAAACAUCAUUUGGGAAGCGGCAUUUGAGAUGUUGGAGUGAUCACGGAUUCCUCCGUUGGCCGGUCAGCUUUCUGAGACAAUUCUUUAAUUCUGUAUCAAGAGUGGAUUACUUCACUCUCAGACAUGGAUUCAUAACGGCACAUUUUGCAGAAGGAAGCCGUUUUGACUUCCAGAAAUAUAUAAGACGAAAUUUGGAGAAGGACUUUGGUGUGGUUAUGGGAUCAAGCUGGUGGAUUUGGCUGUUCUCAGUAUCUGUUGUCAUAUUCUUCACUGCAGAUGGUUUUUACAAUUAUCUGUGGGUUCCCUUUAUUCCGUUAGUGAUGCUCUUGCUGGUGGGAACAAAGCUUCAGGAGAUCAUAACUAAAAUGUGCCUAGACAGCCAUGAUAAAUCUCAUGUUGUUAGAGGAGCUUUGCUUGUGAAGCCCAGUGACCACUUUUUCUGGUUCAACUGGCCCCAGUUGCUUCUCCAUCUUUUGCACUUCAUUCUGUUUCAGAAUUCCUUUCAGUUGGCAUUCUUCACAUGGACUUGGUACAAAUUUGGGCUUACAUCAUGCUUCCACCAUGAAACUGAGGAUAUUGUCAUAAGGCUGGCCAUGGGUGUAAUGGUACAAAUCCUAUGCGGCUAUGUCACUCUGCCUCUCUAUGCUUUGGUCACGCAGAUGGGUACAUCAAUGAAAAAAGGCGUGUUUACUGCAAAUGUGAUGAUAGGGCUGAAAAAAUGGAGAGCCAGGGCCAGGAAAAACCUAGCUCUUCGGAACCCAGCACGAUUGUCGUUGGAUGCUUCGCUUGAAACUUCACUAUCAGUAAACACUUCACCUUCUUUCAGUGCUCAUGAGGCUUCAUUCUCCACCGUAGAGUUUGGUCGUCCGUCCGACGAUGCAGAAUAUGUAGCACUUGAAAUACUGGAGGCCCAAAAAGCACAAGAAAAACAGGCAGCUGAGGGACAGCAAAAUAAUGGUUCAUUAGAUCAAUGGAUCUGACUUGAGGAGUAGUAGAAAAUCUCCAAGAUGAUCAAUAUCUAUUUGGCCAUUGGAGAAGACCAGUUUGUUUGUUUAGCUUUGGCCAUGAUGGGGUUGUUUGUAUAGUUAAAAUUGCCCCCAUCAUCUUGUGUUUAUGUUCAUAAAUUAAAUUAGAGCUUAGGAAAUGUGGUUCGAUUUUGCUGCCAAUGAAGUUAAUUUACUUA